GGCUGGACCUUCCGGGAUUGGAGUGAAUGGGGUGUCGGUUUGACAGGGUAUACCCCGGCAUCCUGGCUGAGUUCGUUGAUGAGCUUGGGCCUCCCCCGAAUGGAACUUCGUUAAGACGAAGCUCAUAGUGGGAGGAGGCGAGUCGCGCGGCUUCUGAUUGGAGACCCGCGCCGUAGGAGUCUUUCCACAGAGAUCCAAUUUAGGCGAUCUGGUGGGAGGGAGGGCUGUCAGUAUGUGGAGUAGUUCUUCUGGAGCCCUUGUUUGGCGGGGCGAGGAUCACCGAGGAAUCUAGCGGAAACGGGACCUCCCAGGACCGGGAUCCCAGCGGAUCCCUGAGAACCCCGGGGAGGCUUCUACAGGGACAAAGGUCCCAGAAGGCUCGAGCCGUGGGAGAGCUGUGACCUCCGCAAUCCAGUCUAGGCCGGAGCCUGGGAUCCCCCAGGGACUCCCUGGAACCACCGCUUUCCCCAUGGACUUCCCUGGGGACUCCAGCUCUUCUAGACAGUCAAACCUGUGCCGCCAGCCCCUAGCUCGAGCAUUAUGGGAAGCCAGGAGCCCGAAAAGACCGAGGCUGCAGUACUUGGGGACUCCUUCGCCCCUGGAAAAGGCCUCUCGGAGGGUCCUGGCCGUGGUGCUGGAAGAUGUCAUGGCUACAAACAGGGUCCCCCUGGCAUACCAAGAGGACACCUCCAGCCGGAUGCAUCACAACAAUCAUGCAGAUUCUGUCUGCAGACAGUCACCAGCUUUACCACCCCAGCAGGUCAAGUGGCCCUUACAAGCCAGGCCUCCUGACCCACUGCAUUUGUGCCGAGAACCCUUAAGCCGUAUCCACCAGUCUUCUCCCACCUUGAGGAUAAGCUCAAGGACAGCCUCUGGCCCAGAAGAGAGCCCUUCACAGAAGGUGGACCAGGUCACCCAUCCCACCCUAGUGGUGGUACUGGAAGACAUCGCCAACUCCAGACAACCAGUUGAGGGUUUGGCUGAAGAUGGGCCCAGCUUCACUGUCCCAGCACAAAGCUCCUUCAGAAGUCUUACAGGCCAGGGGAAACACUGGUCUAGGAGGGACCUGGACUUGGAAGCACCCCCAACUCUUACUUUGUCCCCUCACCCCAGAGCUGAGCCUAUGACAAAAAUUCAUCAGCCAAUGCCUGCACCCAGAGAACCAGACCCUCCAUUCCAGCCGUCCACUCUGCCUGCAGACCCUCCAGAGAGCCCACUACCGGCCCCAGAUCCUGCUCUGGAGGCCCCAUUGACCCCACCACCGUCCAGCCUUUUACGCCCCCGUCUCAGUCCCUGGGGCUUGGCCCCUCUCUUCCGUUCCGUCCGAUCCAAGCUUGAGAGCUUCGCUGACAUCUUCCUCACGCCUAACAAAGCACCACAGCCUCCACCCCCAUCACCUCCCAUGAAAUUGGAGUUGAAGAUUGCUAUCUCAGAGGCUGAGCAGUCCAGGGCUACUGAGAGAAUUGCAUCUGUCAGCCCCCGGCCCCCUAUCCGUCAGUGGCGGACUCAGGACAGUUCCCCACCACCUGCCCCUAAAUUAUCUCUGGGCCGAAGCUACUCCUGCCCUGAUCUGGGGCCCCCUGGCCCAGGUACCUGUACCUGGCCUCCUGUUCCAUCCCAGCCAAGCCAGUCCAGGCCCCGGAGACAUACUGUGGGUUGUGGGGAGAUGACCCGGACCCCGCCGCCUCCUCGGCCCUGUCUCCGGAAAGAGGUCUUCCCUCUUGGAGGAGUGGGAGUCUCACCUUCUCUCACUACAUCUUCCUCAUCCACUGCAUCCACUUCCUUCUUCUGCGAACCAGCAGAACCCAGACUGGGUUCAACCAAGGGGAAGGAGUUAAAAGCCUCAAAGGACAAGGUGCUUCCUGACCCAGAGACCAAGACCACGGGAAAGGUUUCUGGAUUCAGAAUACGGAGGACGCCUGUCCGACUACAACCAAACCUUACACCAAUGGGUUUGCCUCGACCAGUCAGAUUGAACAAGAAGGAGUUCACUUUGGAAGAAAUUUAUACCAAUAAGAAUUACCAAUCACCAACAGCCAGAAGGACCUUUGAGACCAUCUUCGAGGAGCCUCGGGAGCGCAAUGGGACUCUGAUUUUUACCAGUUCUAGGAAACUCCGACGGGCUGUAGAAUUUCGGGACAGUAGCCUUCCUCGAUCCCGUCGACCAUCACGAGGGGCCCGCACUGCAGCUGGCAGGACCCUUACUCCUAACCUGGCACCCAGCCAGGACGUGGGACGUCUGCUGCAAGAACGGCUGAAGGAGCUAGAUGCCUUGCUCCUAGAGGAGGAGAGAGACUGAGAACAGCCCUGUAAGCUCUAGGAGCUCUCACUAUUUGUCCAUCCGUCCAUCAGGGAGGGGGGAAUCUCUGGGUCAAUUGUAUUUUUUUCUCUAUAUUUCUAUAAAGUUUUCAAUAUGUUUCUGA
Messenger RNA from Arvicola amphibius (Eurasian water vole), 2423 nucleotides. It is a transcript of the gene Prr14, whose product is annotated as proline rich 14. Bases 470 to 2299 code for a protein of 609 amino acids. Lineage: Eukaryota; Metazoa; Chordata; Mammalia; Rodentia; Cricetidae. The transcript has 12 exons. The record is from RefSeq and is a predicted model, not a curated record. Gene Ontology annotation, cellular component: nucleoplasm.